Molecule: messenger RNA, 345 nt
Organism: Acaulospora morrowiae
Lineage: Eukaryota; Fungi; Glomeromycota; Glomeromycetes; Diversisporales; Acaulosporaceae
Source: the annotation of a GenBank genome assembly
AUGAUAAAUGAAAUAGUGGAAGUAAAAUUCCCCGACAACAUACAAGUUCGUGUAUCUGCUAUCACUUGUGAAGAAGCUCUAUCGUUGAUCAAUGCCUAUCAUUUCAAAAACCCAAUUCAAAAAUUAAAUAUCCACGACUCACCUGCUUUCUAUCUGUUUUUCCUACAAACGAGAAAAUGUUUGAUGGAACACUUUAAUAAUGAUGAAAGUUUGGCAAAAACUUACGUGCAUUCAUUACCUCUAGUCACUUCCAUGGCAUGGAGGAAAGCGAGCAGAAAAUAUACGCAGGAGUACGAUCGGCUAUGCAAGAAUCUUGACUUAAGAGCCAAGUUGGAUCGGUUGUAG